This is a messenger RNA of Leguminivora glycinivorella, 2748 nucleotides long. Its product is annotated as leucine-rich repeat and death domain-containing protein 1-like. The record is from RefSeq and is a predicted model, not a curated record. Gene Ontology annotation, molecular function: protein binding. NCBI's taxonomy places the organism in Eukaryota, Metazoa, Arthropoda, Insecta, Lepidoptera, Tortricidae. The transcript has 3 exons. The coding region runs from base 678 to 2243 and encodes 521 amino acids.
AAUUACAAAACAUAGAACUUGAUAAGGAGUUACGCAAUUCUAAUGCGCAGUGUGCAGGUCAAAAAUGAUAUUCAGAUUCAGCGAAGUAUGAGUAAUUUCAAUUAUAUUCGGGAUUACCUGAAUACACCUAAAGAGGUGCCAGUUAUUAACAAUUGACUAUUGUCUGAUACAGCGACCUUGUCAGUAGAAAAGAGAUUACUCUAUCGGAAAAUGUAACCCGCUUUCAAAUUUGAUUUGGAUCUUUAAUAAACCUUUAUAUACUUAGAAAAGUGAAAAAAAAAAUUAAAAGUAUUUGAGAGUGCUCCUCGCUCAGAAAAUAUAAAUUUAAGCGCCUUUUUACUAGAAGAUUCGGUGUGUUGCAGUGUAUUUUAUGACAAGCUAUGAAAAUGAUUAUACUGAAACGCACCCAACGUUUUUUUGUAUUUGACGAAUUACAACUUCCUUAAUUUUUGAUUAUUAUGUAGAUCAACAUGGAUGAAUGUCAUGAGAUUUCCUACCACUGGCUGUAUGUUAACAUUCUUUUGCCUAAUCUUCCCGAUAUCGAAAAAAAACUAAACUGUCAAGUUGACAUAUUUUGUAACCUCAAAAUAUUUUAGCAAACAAAACAAACUUUACUUCGUUGGAAAAUUAAAUAUUAUGAAGUAGUUUUAAUUAACAUUGGUUAAUAUUAUAAGAUAAUGGCUAAUAACAUUGUGGAUAAAGGUAAACAGAUAAAGAACAUUCCCAACGGAAUAUCAAAAUCUUGCGUACUUCACGUAUCAGAAAACUUGCAAAACACAGCAGAAAUAGACUUCAGCCAAAAACACCUGAAGGAUAUUGCUGAAAUCAGAGAAACUACAGAUAAAAAUGAAGUACAAGAAACAAAGGGAAUUCCUAAUGGGAUAUCAAAUUUUGAUAUGCAUAUAGAAAACUUUCAAAACAUUACAGAAAUCGAUUUUAGCAAUAAGAACCUUGAAAAAAUCGAUGAGGGUACAAUUUUUCCACCAUGUUUACGCUGCCUAAAUUUGUCGCACAAUAAACUUGUUGAGGUUCCAAAGACUGUUAUGAAACAUGAAAAAAUGCAAGUAUUCGAUAUUUCUCACAACAAACUACAGUAUUUCAACGAAACUCCAAGCUUCUGUAAUGACAUAGAAAAUCUCAAUUUAUCCAGCAACGACUUGAGGUGCCCUCCGCUUUGGAUAUGGUUGGAAUGUCCUAGAAACCUGUGUAGAUUAGAUAUUAGUUGUAAUAUACACAUAGCAGAAUUCUUAAAUGGAUAUGUUGACGAGCUUCUGCAAUAUAACACUCAGCUAACACAUGUGGCAUUGUAUAAUUGUAGGUUAGGCAAGUACUUAAGAUUCCUUGGCACUUUCCCAAAUGCAAAAGAGCUUGUCCUUGGAACUCCAGACUGGAGCUGUUAUGCUGCAAAUCACCUGCAGGAGCUGCCAUGCCAAGGGCUCAACCAAUGCUGUGAUAGUCAAAGACUAAUCUUAACUAACACACAUAUAUACACCAUUACUCCCCAGAUAAGCAUGUUUAAAAAUUUAAUAGAAAUAAAUUUGUCACAAAACAACCUUAACGGGUUACCUGCAGAAUUUUGUGAAUUAGAAAAUCUGGAGAUCUGUAUAUUGUCUUUUAACAGCAUACUGUAUGUACCUGAUAAUAUAGUCAAGUUAAAAAAGUUGACCAUCCUGUGCCUGGCAGUCAAUGAACUUUGCAUGAUACCUGAGAACAUAAUGGAGCUUACCAGCUUGAAGGUCCUGGAUCUGUAUGACAACAAUAUAUGGGUGUAUCCUUCAGACAUUAAAAACAUACCAGAGCUUGAUUUGGCACAAAACUACUUUGAAGAGCCUGAUGAUGAAGAUUAUUUAGAAAAGAGAGAGAAAUUGAGACUUCAUAACUCCGAUCGAUUAAGCGGGAGAAAACUUGAAGUAGAAAAGCCUGAGAGUGAACAUUCUCCAGACACAACUGAUGAUGAAGAAAUAAUCAGAAGUAUUAAUGAAAAGAGUAGCUCAGAUGGAGAACCACAAAACGCACCACCAAGCUCUCCUGAAGACUGGGACUCUGAUUCCUACUGGGAGCCAUGCAAUGUGGAGUACCAGCGCCCAAAAGGCAAGCCCUACUGGAUAUCCUUCGUGAAGAAAGCCAUGGACAAUGGUAACCUGUGCCCUUCUGAUCACCACACGCCACCGGUGAUGUGCCAUCCACCACAGCAGUAUGAGUCCGAUGGACAGUUUGAUGAUUAUUCUGAGGAUGAUAGUUGAUCUUAUAAAUUGGUCCUUAUUUCACUACAUUUAGCUUUAUAAUUCCUUUCUGUUUGGGAAUGAUAUUGUGUAAUAAUUUAUUCUAGUGCAAUUUUUGCCUUAUUUCAUAUGCAAAAAGCUUAUUUUCGUGUGUUAGUUUACUAAUAAUAUGCAUCUACAUCUUAGAUAGGACAGUUAACAAAUUUACAGUAUAAAAUCUCUUUAGAUCUAAUCAGAAUACAUAGUUACUAAAAUGUUUGAUACUCAAUGUACCUACAGUCCUACACCUACUAGUAAAAAGUGAUGAAAAUAUAAUAUCUUUACAACAUAGUCGACCUCCACAGAACAAUAAUGGGUAUAUAUUAUUUAUUAAGCAUGAAACUUGUACAAAUAUACACACACCAGGGGCCUAUUGCAUAACAAUUUACAACUUGUAUUACAAGUGGAACUCUCUUUCUUAUAAAAUGAAUUGGAGAGGGACUACCGCUUGUAAUAUGAGUUGUAACUUGUUAUGCAAUAGGCCCCA